AUCUACUGUGCUGGCAGAAGUCUCCCAGUCAGUGUGGGUGAUGCUGCGUGUGUGGGACCGUGGCACACUGUUUUUCCUGGGCAGUGUCAUUGUGGGUGUCAUCAUGAGCUUGUUUGAGAAGCUGUAAAGUGAGGAUUUCCUGGCCCCCCCGACCCUGACACUAUCAGCACCAGAGCUGUACUGGUGAGGAAGCUAAGAUAGAGCGAGUCAAGGACCACCUGGGAAGAAAUCUCCUUGGGCAAUUUUCAUUUUCCAAGUGGAUUUUGUUGAUUGGAAUACAGGUUGAAAACGUGAAAGGAUCAUGCUUUGCCUCCUGAAAAUGAUUGUGAUUCUGGUGAUCCUGGCCCCUGUAGGUUAUUCACAGUGCCUGUCAGACUUGACUGACUCCUUCCCUAAGCUGAGAGUGCGUGCGGGUGAAUCAGCCUUGAUGGGCUGUGUUGUCCAGCGCACAGAAGAGAAACAUGUGGACAAAGUAGACUGGCUAUUCUCGAAAGGUGUACAUGUUGAGAAUGAAUACGUGCUGUACUACUAUUCCAACCUUAGCGUGCCUACGGGGCGCUUCCAGAACCGGUCACGUUUGGUGGGGGACAUCUUACGUAACGACGGUUCUCUCCUGCUCCAAGAUAUUCAAAAGGCUGAUGAGGGAAUCUACACCUGUGAAAUACGCCUCAAAGAUGAAGGCCAAUUGUUGAAAAAGGUCAUGUCACUGUGCGUGCUACCGGAGGAGCCUAAAGAGCUCAGAGUCCGUGUAGGCGAUCAGACUCAGAUGAGAUGUUUUUUCCAGAGCACAGAAGAGACACGAGUGACCAAAGUAAAGUGGAUGUUUGCUUCAGGAAAGCAUGCUGAGGAGGAGACUGUCUUGUCCUAUGAUUUCAACAUGCCUAGUGGAAACUUCCAGAGCCUGGGCCGCUUCCACAACCGUGUAGACCUAACAGGUGACAUCUCCCGCAACGAUGCCUCUAUCAUGCUUCGAACAGUGAAGGAGUCUGACCAAGGAGUCUACACUUGCAGCAUCUACCUGGGAAAGCUGGAGUCCAGGAAAACCAUUGUGCUGCAUGUGACCCAGGACGAAUCUCAAAGGUCAUUUUCACCAACUAAUUCACCUAAGGGGAGUCAGCUGGGGAUCCUGGACGGGAAUCAGCUGGUGAUCAUUGUGGGGAUCGUCUGUGCCACUCUCCUGCUGCUUCCGGUUUUGAUAUUAAUUGUGAAGAAAACCAGGUGGAAUAAGGGUUCAGUAAGCUCUAUGGCUUCUGUGAAGAACCUGGAGAACAGAGAGAAGACUAAACCAGAGAAACAUGUCUACUCCUCCAUAACUACGUGGGAGACGGUAGAGAGAGGACCAAUCGGAGAGUCAGAGGCCACCUACAUGACCAUGCAUCCAGUUUGGCCUUCUUCCCCCAGAGCAUCCAACUUGGCCCUCUCUUCAGUCAGAUCCAAGUAAUGUGGUUGAGAAAAAAAAAAAGAACUUGGGGAAUUCCCCAAACAGAGCAAACUUUCUAAGAAGAAAGGAGAGACUAUUUGGUGGUCCUUGGGGCCACUGUGCCAGCUAUUUUAGACUUGUGCUUUCUAGUUGGUCUUGGCUUCCAUCAAAGGCCUAAAGAUGGAGGGUUUGGAGUCCAGCAGGAAGACUGAACUGCUCCAGAUAACCAGGCAGUGAUGAGGGGAGAGAGACCGAAGACUUCUCCCAGAAGUGGUGUGCUUCCUGGGGAGCUGCCUGAUCUACCUUGUGCUUUCAAGCACUCCACUGGACUGUAUCUAUCAUGUGAACAGUGGUUUGCUUGCUUAUUUGUUUGUUUAUUUUUGUAGAUGAGCUCCUAAGAGACAUACAGAGAUAUAAACCAUCAAAAACAAUUCUUUUGAUGAAUUAUCCCCAAAUAAGUGUGGUCUGUGGGAAUCAUCUUUUUUUUUAUGUCCCAGAUGAAGGGCAAGUGGGGAAAUUUGAAGCAUGGAACUCCUGAGAAAGUGUCCUUUGAGGAGAGCCACAGUGGAUUCAACAUCCGGGGACUGGUUUGGUUCUGGGGGAAGGUUUAGGGGUAACAUGUUAGACGUGGGGUAUGAAAACAGCUCUGGGAUUUCCUCAUGCUGGGAAGCUAGGUCUAUGGAUUUUGGACAGCCAACUUUUUCAAAAGUGUUGAACAGGCUUGCCAAAGCAAUGGCCAGUGAUUGAAUUCUUGGUCUGAAAUAUGAGAUUCCUAUACUUUUCGUUGUUAUCAUGAGAUUUAAAAGGGUUGAUCUUAUUUAAAAUUUUUUUUUAAAUGGGAGUGGUGCUGGAGAGAUAGCUCAGCAGUUAAGAGAACUGGCUGCUCUUGCAGAGGACUGGGGUUCGAUGCUCAGCAUCCACAUGGUGGCUCGUAACUGUUUGCAACUCCAGUUCCAAGGGAGCCGACACCUUCAUCUGGCUUCUGUGGUCCAUUGCAUGCACAUGGUACAUGGACAUACAUAUAGGCAAAACACCCAUACUCAUAACAUUUUUUAAAAUGUUCAAUAAAAACUAAAUGAAAGUG
Molecule: messenger RNA, 2504 nt
Organism: Grammomys surdaster
Lineage: Eukaryota; Metazoa; Chordata; Mammalia; Rodentia; Muridae
Gene: Jaml
Product: junction adhesion molecule like
Exons: 12
Coding region: 302-1441 (379 amino acids)
Biological process (GO): neutrophil extravasation; monocyte extravasation; neutrophil chemotaxis
Cellular component (GO): membrane
Molecular function (GO): cell adhesion molecule binding
Source: RefSeq, a predicted model, not a curated record